This is a messenger RNA of Fraxinus pennsylvanica, 855 nucleotides long. NCBI's taxonomy places the organism in Eukaryota, Viridiplantae, Streptophyta, Magnoliopsida, Lamiales, Oleaceae. The record is from the annotation of a GenBank genome assembly.
AUGGAGGAAUCACACUGUAUACAAGUGAAUGGCAUGCAAUUCUCAUACGAUUACAAAACCCCUUUAUUCUUCGAUUUCAACCUCAAUAUCUCUGCCGGAUCUCGAUGUCUCCUUGUUGGCGCCAAUGGAUCUGGGAAGACGACUCUGCUGAGGAUAUUGGCGGGGAAGCAUAUGGUGGGAGGGAGAGAUGUGGUCAAAGUACUGAAUUUUUCGGCUUUUCACGAUACGAAUCUUGUUUGCAAUGGGGACUUGGCGUACUUGGGGGAAUCUUGGAGUAAAGCUGUUGGUUCUGCUGGAGAAUUGCCGCUCCAAGGAGACUUCUCUGCUGAACAUAUGAUAUUUGGAGUUGAAGGGGUUGAUCCUAUUAGGCGAGAGAAGUUGAUCGAACUGCUUGAUAUUGAUCUGCAGUGGCGUAUGCACAAGGUUUCUGAUGGUCAGCGACGUCGAGUCCAGAUCUGCAUGGGUCUUCUUCAUCCUUAUAAGGUUCUUCUGCUAGAUGAGGUCACUGUUGAUCUAGAUGUAGUAGCUAGGAUGGAUUUGCUGGAAUUUUUCAGGGAAGAGUGUGAGAAGAGAGGAGCAACAAUUGUUUAUGCAACCCACAUUUUCGAUGGGCUGGAAACAUGGGCAACUGACCUCGUCUAUGUUCAAGAAGGUGUAUUGAAGAGGUCAGAGAAGCUGUCCGAAGUUAAAGAACUGAAGGAUUUGCCUAAUUUGCUUUCUGUGGUCGAGUCUUGGCUUCGAUCUCAGACCAAGAUUGAGAAGAACCCCAUUAAUCCUACACCACAAAUCAAAAAAUCCUCUCCAUUCGAUACCUCUCCUUUUAGAUCUUCGAGGCACAUGGCAUAUUACCGUUGA